Messenger RNA from Schistocerca piceifrons (Central American locust), 3135 nucleotides. RefSeq names its product cilia- and flagella-associated protein 418-like. NCBI's taxonomy places the organism in Eukaryota, Metazoa, Arthropoda, Insecta, Orthoptera, Acrididae. Gene Ontology annotation, cellular component: cytosol. The transcript has 3 exons. Bases 97 to 636 code for a protein of 179 amino acids. The record is from RefSeq and is a predicted model, not a curated record.
UGUUUCCAUAGUAACGAAGUCGUGUGUUAACACUCGGCUUCCUCUUUUGUACACAAUUUUCCACGGCUGUUUUACACACAACAUUUCGUUGUUACGAUGGCAGACGAUAUUGAUGAAUUGUUGGAAGAGGUAGAAAAUAAAUUUUUUAAAAACAAGCCCAGGGAUAAUUUACAAAAAAGCGAAAGUGAUGUAACUUCACUGGACAGCAUUCUUUUUGAUAUUGGAGAAUAUGAGUCAUUGAAUGGUGAGGUUUUUUCUGAACAAAUGAGGAAUCCAAGAACACAAAGGAAAUGUUUCCCAGUGUAUUUAAGUGGAACACAGAUCAGCAAAGGAUGUACAACUGCAGGAGAAAUAAGGGCAUGUGACAAGCUACAUUGCACAUCCUGUGACUUCUCAGUAGCCGUGUAUGGGAACAUGGCAUGGAGAGAUGGUACAGAUUACUUAUUCCUUCGAACAAACAUGCCAGAUUUUGCCAAAGUGAGCACAAAUCUCAAAACUGCAGAACAGUGGCAGGCUUAUGCUUGCCAAUGCUGCCACCAAUCAACAUGUGAACUUGUUGACCUAAAUACAUUGCCAACCAUUCAGUGGAUCUGCAAAGGUCAUUCCACAAAAGAUACAAAACAUAGUAGUUCCUGAAUGUCUGUUAUUAUUCUUAUGUAAUUUGUAGCAGUUUUAAGAUGUUGCUGUAACUCUCAUAGUAUACUUUAAAUGCUUCAAUUACACAAGAGAUUUCACUGCAUUUGUUUUAGUCCUGGUUUUAGUAAUGUCUUCCUUUUCAGUUUGUGAAAAUAUUCCGAUACUUCUAGAGUAGUUUUAAUGUGUAUGUACGUAAUGAUAAUUUUGAUAAUAUUGCAAAAAGUGCUGAAUUUAAAAGAUAUCAUAUAACUGGGAAUUUUAUUUUAUAAAUCAUAUUUGUAAUACAUUCUUAGGAUGUUGAAUGUAGUCUUACAGAAUUUACUUACAUAUAACUGUUGUGUAACUACUACUGCAGGCUAAAUAUUUACAGGGUGUUGAAAAAUGUGAUUUCCAUCUGUUGUUGACCUAUGUUAUUUAUAGCCAAAAAUGGCUUUAAAGUUCUUAUCACUUACAAGGAAAAAGCUAAAUUUGUCUUUUCUAGAUACAUUGUUAAAAUUUCUAAAAAAAUUACUGUUAAGACAAUGACAGGUUUACUGUCAGAUAACUUUUUUCCUUCCUUGAAAUGUACUUUUACCAAAAGCGUUUAAAUGCUUGAGCAGUUGUAUAUGUUGAAUCGUAAGUUUGUGACUGGUCCCAGAUAUUUGCAUAAAAACAACAAGCUAUGUACAAAUAAGCAGGAAGAGUUAAUCACUAACAAGUGUGGUGGCAAAAGUAGCAAUUCAGCACAUCUCUGUUUUAUUUAUGCCAUCACCUCAGGAUAAUUCUAAGCUUUUCUUCCAUAAGGCCUCUACUGAUGGUUUCCUUUCUAACUGAAUGAGUGCUCCAUCUUGUAUGACAUCCCCAUUGAGUGGAAGCUAAAAUCUGGUAAAAUCAGCUUCUUGUGAUGCAAGGGAGGCAUGUGAAAUUGUAAACUUAAACUUAGAUUGUAAUUUACAUUCCAGUAUUUUCUAUCAUACUUACAUCUAUGCACUGUAAACUUCCUGCAAGCUACCUCAAAGUGUGUACUGCAUUUAGUGAAGUUGCCAAUGACCAGCAAAAUGAAGGGGUGUACAGCCUGUAUUACAAGCAGUCCAUUGUUGGGUCACUACACAAACUUGUGAUACCAAAAAGGCUUUAAAGACAUAUUCAUUAUGUGUCUACAAAUAGCUCAAGAAAAUGAACAUACAGAGAUAAAAAUCUAAAAAAAGAUAAAGUGUUACAAAACACAAAUAAUGGAGUGAAUUGUGUGUAAGGACCUAUAAAGUCAAUGGCAGAAAACACAUUCCAUAAAAAAAUUAUUUAUUAGCUAUUAUCUAAAUUUAUUAGUCUAGAUAAGAGAAUAACUAACUGUAUGGCUGUGCUUUGGAAAGAAAGUUAAACAAGGACCUGUACAGUUAUAUACGAAGCUCAAGUGCAAAUUGCAGACAGGCAGAUAUUUACUUACCAGCUCAAAUGCACAUGGCCAUUUACUUAAGAAUGCCGUUAGCAUAUCUAAGUAUCACUUUGUAUCUUAAAUUUUUAACAAUACUUCUUUGAAAACAAAAGUUCUUUGCCAUUUUAGAAGGAGGCAGCAAACAUCCAGGUUGUCUGGUGACAGAGCUUACAAGCUAGCACACUGAGUGAAACUGACAUUUGGAAAAACAGUCCUGUCUCAGGUCAACUCCUGUGAAUUUUACUGGUUGUUCCUGCAAUCUGUUUUUCAUCAUUACAAAGCACAAUUUGAGGGGAAACUGCAGUCUCUUGAAUUCAAACAGGACAUCAUUUGGGAUCAAUAUAAUUCGGAGCACAAACAUUUUUUUUUUUACUGAGAACAUCCAGUUAAAAUAGUGGCUUCCACUUCUGUAGUGCCAUUACAGAGUUUUAGUUGCUAUGAAGUUCUCAUAAAAGUCACUGGUGUACCCAUGUGAAGGUAAAUUUAUGGUACAGCAGACCCAGUGGAUUCAGAGUAUUCACAAAUUCUACAGAUGUUCUCUAUACCUAUCAUUAUAUCUGUUGAACUAUACAACUGUUAUACUUCUUUGAAUGAUUACAGGAGAAUAUCAUUGAUGACAGCCUUGUUUGUUUCUUGGGGUAAGAAUAGCUGUAUCACACAAACAUUCCAUAAUAUUGUCCUAAUUUUAACUAUUUAUUUAGAUAUUACAAAAUUAAGUUUUGAAUUGUGGUCACUACAGUGCAUUGCUCAUUCAAAAUCUGUAUCCCGACAUGUGUACCGGUAACUGGAUAAUACCCAUUUCACAGCUUAAUCCUUUCAGAUGCACUGGCUAUAAUUAUGUUCAUUAAUGUUUAAUGUAUCUUAGCUGCAACAGAAAUAUUUUUCAUCAGUGGAAACCUCAUGUACAGAUUUCUGGAUGUUCAGCCUUUUCCUCGUGCAAAAGUGCUGCCAACUUUUGGGAAUCACUAUAAAAGUAUUGACAAUUCAAUGUAACAAUACACAGCAGCUUGUGACCAUCAGAAUACUUGUAAGCAGCAUGUUGGCUAUAUCCCACUGCAUAACUGAUUAUUAUUAUUAUUAUUAUUAUU